Arctia plantaginis is the source of this 2025-nucleotide messenger RNA. NCBI's taxonomy places the organism in Eukaryota, Metazoa, Arthropoda, Insecta, Lepidoptera, Erebidae. The record is from the annotation of a GenBank genome assembly.
AUGUGUGGAAUUUUUGCAUAUAUUAAUCAUUUAACGCCGAAGUCUAGGCGAGAAAUACUGGAGUUAUUGGUGAAUGGAUUAAAACGCCUAGAAUACCGUGGUUACGACUCGGCAGGCGUUGCUAUUGAUGCUGCCGAUUUAAAAGAUAUAGCUGUAGUGAAACAAAGCGGCAAAGUAGCCGCUCUUGAAGAACUUCUGCAGCAGCGUAGUGUCGAGCUGUCUAUUGAUGAAUGCAUCGAGUCUCACUGCGGUAUCGCUCACACACGAUGGGCUACUCACGGAGAACCAAGUGCUGUCAACUCUCAUCCACAGAGGUCUGGAGAUGACAACGCCUUCGUUGUCAUCCAUAAUGGAAUCAUCACUAAUUAUAAAGAAGUGAAACAAUUUCUGGAAAACAAGGGAUAUGUUUUUGAAUCCCAAACUGAUACUGAAGCAAUAGCCAAACUGAUUCAUCACUUGUAUCAUCAACAUAAAGAUUAUAGCUUUCAGCAGUUAGCUGAACAGGUGAUUAAGCAAUUAGAAGGUGCUUUUGCCUUGUGUUUUAAAUCUCGCUACUUUCCUAAUGAGUGUGUGGCUACUCGCCGAGGUAGUCCUUUACUUGUGGCUAUUAAAACACGCCGACGCCUCUCUAGUGAUCAUGUACCUAUUAUGUAUACCAAUAAUAAAGCUACAAGAGGAGUUGUCCCAUCUGUGCCCCGAGUAAAUAGUCACUCACACUUCCAUCCCGAAGAAGAACGAGACGUUGAAUAUUUCUUUGCAUCUGAUGCUUCAGCAGUUAUUGAACAUACUAAUAGAGUACUGUACUUUGAGGAUGAUGAUGUGGCUCAUAUUAAAGAUGGGGUACUGAGCAUACACCGUUUGUCUGGCAGUAAAGAUGAUCCUAUUCAACGUGAAAUCUUAACCUUGAAAUUGGAACUGCAACAAAUUAUGAAAGGAAAUUAUGAAUAUUUCAUGCAAAAGGAAAUCUUUGAGCAACCUGAGUCUAUAGUGAAUACAAUGAGGGGUCGUCUAAACUUUGCGAAUGGUACGGUUACCUUGGGUGGCAUUAAGGAUUACAUACCUGAGAUAAAGCGGUGCAGAAGACUUAUGUUGAUAGGAUGUGGUACGAGCUAUCACAGUGCUGUUGCCACACGUCAGCUUCUUGAAGAGUUAACAGAGUUGCCUGUUAUGGUAGAGUUGGCAUCUGACUUCUUAGACCGCAACACACCUGUGUUCCGUGACGACGUUUGCUUUUUCAUUUCCCAAUCAGGAGAAACUGCUGACACAUUAAUGGCUCUUCGUUAUUGUAAACGUCAUGGUGCUCUUAUAGUAGGCAUCACCAAUACAGUUGGGAGCUCAAUUUGCCGUGAAUCACAUUGCGGUGUUCACAUCAACGCCGGUCCUGAGAUCGGUGUUGCAUCUACAAAAGCCUACACCUCACAGUUUGUUUCCUUAGUCAUGUUUGCUCUCGUAAUUAGUGAAGAUCGCAUUUCUCUGCAAAAAAGACGCGCCGAUAUUAUUGAAGGUCUACACGAAUUAGAUGGGAAAAUUCGUCAAGUACUAGCUUUAGAUAAAGAAGUAAAAGCCUUAGCGCAAGAUUUGUACCGUCAACGGUCUCUACUAAUAAUGGGUCGCGGCUACAAUUUCGCUACCUGCCUUGAAGGGGCCUUGAAAGUUAAAGAAUUAACAUACAUGCACAGUGAAGGAAUUAUGGCGGGCGAAUUGAAACACGGUCCCCUCGCUCUUAUCGAUGAUUCCAUGCCUGUUAUGAUGAUUGUAAUGCGUGAUCCUGUAUACACAAAAUGUAUGAAUGCACUGCAACAGGUAACUGCACGUCAAGGUCGUCCUAUCGUAAUAUGCGAAGAAGGUGACACAGAAACAAUAAGCAUGGCCUCACAAUCCUUGCAAAUUCCUAAAACCGUGGAUUGUCUUCAAGGAGUACUAACGGUAAUACCGAUGCAACUCCUGGCUUAUCACAUAGCUGUGUUGCGUGAUUGCAAUGUAGACUGCCCUCGCAAUCUAGCUAAAUCGGUUACUGUAGAGUAA